CAUAUUUGCAUAACCAACUGAUCACGUGAGUUUCAGCAACAAUCACUGCAGUAGUGUCACAUCACUCUCUGCUCUCUUGUUUUCAAAGCUUUUUAAAAUCAUUUUAAAGUAUGUCUAUGCAGGCUCGUCACGAGCAGUUGGAUCAGGCUCGGCUACUUGUUGAUCAUCUGAGGUCACAGGCAGAGAUUGAUCGUACUAAAGUAUCCGUCUCAACACAGGCGUUGCUUACUUACAUUCAAGAAAAUGAAAUGGAGGACCCACUAGUUAAUCCGUUAGCUCAAUCGGAUAAUCCUUUUAAGCCAAAGAAUCCUUGUGCCAUCCUCUGAAAGGCCCAGAUUUGAUCCUGGUUUUUAACUAUUAUUAUUAUUGAUUAUUAUUAUUAUGUAAUUGAGUUACACCUCACAAUAUAUAUGUAUUAGACAGAGUGUUUGUUCCACCACAAUAAUCAAAAUAUGCAUAAUUGUUAUUAUUAUUGUUUUUGAAAGUUAACUCUUA
Molecule: messenger RNA, 495 nt
Organism: Amphimedon queenslandica
Lineage: Eukaryota; Metazoa; Porifera; Demospongiae; Haplosclerida; Niphatidae
Product: guanine nucleotide-binding protein G(I)/G(S)/G(O) subunit gamma-7-like
Exons: 3
Coding region: 111-326 (71 amino acids)
Biological process (GO): G protein-coupled receptor signaling pathway
Cellular component (GO): heterotrimeric G-protein complex
Molecular function (GO): G-protein beta-subunit binding
Source: RefSeq, a predicted model, not a curated record